Molecule: messenger RNA, 1249 nt
Organism: Astrephomene gubernaculifera
Lineage: Eukaryota; Viridiplantae; Chlorophyta; Chlorophyceae; Chlamydomonadales; Astrephomenaceae
Source: the annotation of a GenBank genome assembly
GUAAGGGUACCGGAAGACAGUUGUCGGUGCAGGGCGGUGUUGUUGCUCGGGCCAAUGAUGAGUUACCGGAACAGCUCCACUGCGCAUGCACUCCUUACAUGACCCGGCUCUUCCCUUUCCAUGAGCGCCACCAAGCACACCCCUCUCCCCUUCCUCACCCUCUCCCCUUCCUCGCCCUCUCCCCUUCCUCACCCCCCCGCCCCCAGCCCAACCCCGAGGUGUCUCAGUCCUCCUCCUUCCGCCUGCGCCACCUGCGCCCCGGCACCGUGUCGCUAGCCCUGGGGGAGAGCGAUGAGGACCCCGCAGCCCGCAGCGCACCCGGCUACCGGCCGGUGGAGUUCCUCAUCACAACAGGCCCUGGCCCCGUCCCCCGCUUGGACGGUCAGAACAUCGUGUUCGGGCGGGUGCUGGAGGGGAUGGGGGUGGUGGGGCAGGUGGCGCAGGUUCCGGUGUUCGGUCCCUCGCCCGUUGGGAACAGCCUGGCGUUCAACAGCCUCGCAGCGGCGAUUGGGGACGAGCGAGCUGCGACAGUACGGCGGAAGUACGGCAAGCCGCUCAAGGCGGUUGUCGUACUGGCGGCGGAGGUACUGCCGGAGGUACCGGCACAGUAGGGGGGGCAGGCUGCGGCUGUUGCGGCGGCUGCAGGUGUUGUCACGACCCCUGUGUAGGGUGGAGGUCGAAGCACCCGGCCCUGUGGGUGUAAGUAGCAGCAGUGGGUGUAAGGAGCAGAGGAGGUAGCACCAGCUGUAAGAGGCGAGUGGGAUGGCAGGCAGAGGUGUGGUGUGGUCGAAGAUGGAGGAAGCAAACAAGGGAGGGUGGUGGUGACAUGUUGCUCAUGUGACUCUUUCACAUGUAUGGGGUCAGAGAGGAGGGAAUCCUGCUGCGCAGCCAUAGGCCCGAAGCGUGGGCGAGGCUGACAAAGGAGGGGACGGCGGUGGCUAACAUGGCCGGCUAGCGCCGCUGUGAGUUCGUUCAGACUCCCCAGCAGUACUUUCAGACUCACCAAACAUACGGAACGAGUGCGGGUGGUGGCGGUGUGGUUACGGUGGAGUAGCAGGCAGCAGCUAGGCAAAGCAGUCAGAACUCAGCUACCGUACACAGCCCAGUGUUUAGCAGAACUAUGGCAAGGAGGGUGCUAUCUGCUAUGUAUGAUAGGGGGGCGCUGCCGCCUCCAUUGCCGAGCGAGCUGGGGAUAUGCCAUGCGGGGUCCAGGCGACCGGCAAGUGCCACAGUGUUACUAAACUGCGAC